This is a messenger RNA of Teleopsis dalmanni, 2879 nucleotides long. RefSeq lists its product as uncharacterized. The record is from RefSeq and is a predicted model, not a curated record. NCBI's taxonomy places the organism in Eukaryota, Metazoa, Arthropoda, Insecta, Diptera, Diopsidae. Bases 1 to 1329 code for a protein of 442 amino acids. The transcript is spliced from 2 exons.
AUGAAUGAACCAAUAAAUAAUAAAAAUAAAAAUUCUAUAGCGGAGAGCUCGGCUAAACAGAGCUCCAAAUCUUCGGACACUAAAUGUCCAAAUAAGGUACCUACCGCGACUUCCAGUGGUAAUAAAAAGGUGCCUUCAAAUAAUAAUAAACAAAACGUAUCGAUACGCUCCGGACCACUAAUUCGGUCAGGCCCUCCAGGGAGGAGGAGUUACAAGGAACGCCGAGCGGCGACUAGACUGCUCGAAAGAUACGGCAAUAUUUCGGUUACAUCCGAAUCUAUGAAGGCCAGGAUUGCCUGGGCUAAGCAGGUCCUCGAUACCUCGAAGGACAAGCAGGAACCUGCUACGAAGCGACAGCGCUCAUUAGAUGAGUCAGCUUCAAAACCUGAUGCCAAAAAGGCAAAAUUUCGUGGCAACGCCACAAAUACAAAAUCCUUUAGCGACAUGCUGAAGGGUUCUUUAAUAAUGGGAGUCAUUGAUGAAAAUGACCCGGAUGGCACAAUUACUCCUGCUAAGUGGGACUUAAUUGAGCUCAAGCUCCUUGACAUUUAUGUCGAUCUCCUGAAGGACUUUCCUGGAGACGGUCCCACUUGUCGCGAUAGUGGAUGGCAUCAGGGCCAUGUGAAACUUAUCGCCUGCGCAGAUCAGCGUUCUGUUGAUCUUUUUCGCAAAGCCAUUUCCAGAAUUGGUGAGGCAUGGCCAGGCGCCAAACUUAAGGUUGUUACUAAGGAGCAAAUCCCUAGUCGACCAAGAGCGCGUUCCUGGAUACCAGCCCAUCAGUCCGAUCCUCAGCGGAUUCUGGAACUUAUUCGGUUAGGAAACCGUCAGUUAAACACAUCAACGUGGAAGAUUACCAAGCUGGAGGAAGUCAAGGGUAAAUAUAGGUCGGUCAGUUUUGUGAUUGACAAAGCAUCCUUGGCCACUUUGGCGAAAUCAAAUGGUGUCAUUAACUACGGUUUCUCAGCCAUCACAAUGAGGGUAUAUAAAAAGGACGAGGAGCAAUCCUUACCUAAUGACACAGGUCCAGCAGCACCGCAAGGCACUGUUGAUACCAUAAUGGAAGCGGGCGAUAUUGUAACUGCUACCGCAAACUCAGUGGGCCCAGUAGAAAUACUGCCUACCACUUCUGAUUCAAUAAAUAUGGACGUGACUAUGUCCUCUCCAGCUCCUUCAAUUACAUCUGAAGAGAGUAUUGGUACGCGCUAUCUUUUUGACGAAGAAGAACUUUUGAACUCUGAAAAUGAAUCUGAAGAAGAUAGCGCGCUUGACGUUACAGUGGUGGACACUACCACAUCCAAAACAAAUCAUGAUGCGGGUACUACAAAUUAACCUGCACCACUGCAAGGCUGCGUCCGCCAGCUUGUUGCAAUGCCUCAGCAACAACGAGGCUGAUAUGGUCCUGGUGCAAGAGCCAUGGGUUUUCAAGGAUCUUGUCUGCGGACUCAGGACUAAAAACUUUGACUUAAUGUAUGCGGUAAACAAGGUAUAGUGACAAAGACCUAACCGCAGUAAGUAUUGAGGGACCUUGGGGCCAGAUAUGGGCGGUAUCUGCAUAUAUGGCUCACGAUCACGAAGAGUUGCCAUCAAGUAACCUAAAACAGCUGACAAUUGACGCUAGGAGACUUGGUGCAGAUAUCAUUUUGGGCUGCGACGCAAAUGCUCACCAUGAAAUAUGGGGCAGCUCAAACACGAAUGAACGUGGUGAGUUACUUUUCGAUUUUAUUUUUAGUAAUAAUCUUUUUAUAUGUAAUGACGGUAAUAGGCCGACUUUUGUUACCAAAAACAGGCAGGAGGUUUUAGACAUUACCGUGACUACUGCCAAAAUUCAUGGGUCUAUAAGAAAAUGGAAAGUGUCCACUAGACACUCUUUUUCAGACCAUAUGAUUUUAGAAUUUUCUAUACACUUAAAGAAAUCAAGUACCCCCAGUUUAGAAACUUUCAGAAAUGUCAGGAAUACAAACUGGACAAAGUACAAAUCCUCUAUAAAUGAGCUGUUGACAAACACUACUCUUUAUCCGCCAGAGAAUAUAAAUGAUCUGGACGAGCAGGUAGGAGAUCUUACCUCAAUACUUAAUGAAGCUUUUAACCUUGCCUGUCCUUCAACUCGACCUAGUAGGAAGAGUAACCCACCCUGGUGGAAUAGAAACUUAGGUCAAUUGAGGAAAGAAUGCAGGAGACUUUUUAAUAGGGCAAAGCUAAAUAGAAAUGAGAGUGACUGGUCUGAAUACAAGAUCUCUCUGCAGAAUUAUAAGAAAGAACUACGUAAGUCUAAGAGGACUAGUUGGCAAUCAUAUUGUCAAGAGAUUAGUAGGGACUCUGAAACCUCUAGACUACGCAAAAUCCUAUCUAAAAAUCCAUCUGUCCCUGAGUUGCUAAGAAAACCGGAUGGGACUUGGUCAAAUAACAGUAGGGAGUCACUAGAUUUAUUACUAGAUACCCACUUUCCUGGAUCCUUUGCUUCGACGGAAUCCUCAGAAUGUUUAAACUACGCACCGGUAAACUCUAUCAAGUUAAACCUACAAACUCUAAAAUGGGCCAUUUUUAGCUUUAAGCCAUAUAAAUCACCAGGACCGGAUAGUAUUCAUCCUAUUGAGCUGCAAAACUCUUGGGAUCAAAUACAAAACUGGCUUCUGACCAUUUUUAAAUAUUGUCUCAUUUUUAAUUAUGUUCCAACUCAAUGGAGAAAGGUUAGAGUUGUCUUUAUUCCUAAGGCGGGUAAAACCUCUCAUAGUAACCCUAAUGAACUCCGUCCAAUUAGUCUUUCAUCUUUCAUGCUGAAAGCUUUAGAAAGAAUUAUAGACUUUGAAAUAAGGCGCGUUAUAGAUCCCAAUCUUUGGUCACCGACACAACACGCCUACACUAAGGGUAAAUCCACAGAG